Messenger RNA from Vigna radiata var. radiata (mung bean), 1074 nucleotides. RefSeq lists its product as uncharacterized. The transcript has a single exon. The record is from RefSeq and is a predicted model, not a curated record. Bases 1 to 1074 code for a protein of 357 amino acids. NCBI's taxonomy places the organism in Eukaryota, Viridiplantae, Streptophyta, Magnoliopsida, Fabales, Fabaceae.
AUGAUUCGUCAGCAACAGGAGGCACAUCAGAAACUUGUUGCAGAAAUAGCCCAACUUAAAGAAAGACGACCGGAGAUGACAGAGGACAACAGCCACACUGGCAACCACAAUAAUGGCCACCACAACGUCCGGAACAACCGCCACCAUGAUGAUAGCGGUCGCCCUCCCCGAUCGCCUGAACUGCUACCUUUCACUGAAGAUAUUAUGCAAACCAUAAUGCCCGAUCGACCACCCCCUCAAAUUGAAAAAUUUGACGGGACGACGGAUCCAGAACACCAUCUCCGAAAUUUCAUUGACUCCAUGACUUUCUACUCCAACAGCUAUCCAGUCAAAUGCAGGGCCUUCUCCCUGUCUCUCAAAGACGAAGCCUUAGAAUGGUACUAUACUCUUCCUCCGAAUUCUGUUAACAGUUUUUAUACUGUCACCACUCUUUUCAAAAGACAAUUCUCGGCCAACCGGAGGGAAAGGGUGUCCGCUGCCGAACUCGUCAAUCUCAAACAAGGGAGAGACGAAACGCUAAGGGCAUUCAUGCGCAGAUACUCGGAAGCAGCCAGAAGGGUGAAAGGUGUCUCCCAUGAGUUCAUUAUCAACAAUCUCCCCAACUACCUCAAACCAGGAUUUGUCUCGGAAAAUCUAUAUGCCAAAUUGCCGAAAACUAUGGAAGAAUUACAAGAAAAAAUGACCAAAUUCAUCAAAAUGGAGGAUCAACGACAUUACCGGAAGAAGAUCGAAGCUCCGGUCACAGAUACUAAACGUGAUGAUAGACGAUCGGGUGACAGAGGUCGUAAUCAAAGGCCCCAUCGAAGAGAACUAAAAGCCCUGCUCGGUCCUCGCUAUGACCACUAUGCACACCUUACAACUCCAAGGGAAAAGGUGUUCGACAAAGCCGUCCAAGCCAACCUAAUCACCAUUCACAAAAGGCGUACGCCUAGAGAUGCGGACGCGUCCAAGAUAUGUCGGUUUCAUGAUAACCAAGGACAUUCCACGGAAGGUUGCCAAGAACUUAAAGAUGAGAUAGAAAGAUUGGUCUAUGCGGGGUACCUGCGAGAAUUUGUUAAAGCAGAGACGGGCUAA